Molecule: messenger RNA, 2915 nt
Organism: Dermatophagoides farinae (American house dust mite)
Lineage: Eukaryota; Metazoa; Arthropoda; Arachnida; Sarcoptiformes; Pyroglyphidae
Source: RefSeq, a predicted model, not a curated record
UAUAAUUUGCUCAAUUUGUGAAAAAGAAAACUUUUUUGACAUCUAAAAACAAUAACUAAAUAAAAAAAAACACGAGCAAGAAUCCAUCAACACUUCAUCGUCAAUCGAUUAUCAUUCAAACCAAACAACAACAACAACAAUGGAUCGACGUAAAGAUUUUUUUUACAAAAUUCUUUAUGAACGUCCAUUUUAUGGUACAAAUCCGGUUGCCCUUUAUAAUUCAGCUAAAAAUAGUAAAUAUUUACUACAACGUUUUCGUUGCCUACAUAGUCUUAAUGCUCAUAAUGGAUGUGUAAAUACAAUAUCUUGGAAUAGUAAUGGUCGUUUUAUAUUAUCCGGAUCGGAUGAUCUUCAUUUAUCCAUAACGAAUGCAUUUACUGGCGAAAUUAAAACGAAAAUUCGUACUGGCCAUAUGACGAAUAUUUUCAGCGCAAAAUAUCUACCCGGUACUGAUGAUAUGAAAAUUGUUUCUUGUUCUGGUGAUGGUGUUAUUAUCUAUACGGAUUUAAAUCGCCCUGAAACAACGUAUCAAAAUAUUUUCGAUUGUCAAGAUGAAAGUGUUUAUGAUAUUGUUACCGUACCGAAUGAUCCACAUACAUUUUUAACAUGUAGUCAUGAUAAUACUGUACGUUGGUAUGAUUUACGUGUAAAACAAUCAUGUCAAAAACAUCGUAUUGGUCACAGGCAAAAAUGUCGUGAUGAUGUUCUUGUUAAUUGUGAUUAUCCUGUCACCGCUAUUGCUAUUAAUCAUUUGUUGCCAUGGCAGCUAGCUGUUGGUUGUUCUGAUUCUAUAAUACGUAUUUAUGAUCGUCGAAUGUUGACAACGAAAUCAUUGCGUGGUACUUGUCCAUCAACGGCAGAACAAAAUGCAUCGAUUGUAGCCAAAUUCACUUAUGAUGGUUUGACAGAUUUUAAUCGUAUUACAUCGCUAGCAUAUAGUCGAAAUUGUCAACAAUUAUUAGCAUCAUAUUCAAAUGAUAAUCUUUAUUUAUUCAAUUUAUAUGAAGUACGUGAUACGAUAAACAUUGGUAAUGAAUCCGAUAUGAUAAAUGAUCGUCCAAGACGUUUACAGCCACCAUAUAAACGUUUUCGUUUACGUGGUGAUUGGUCCGAUACUGGACCUAGUGCUCUAACAACAGAAGAAUUACGUAAUAAUGAUAGUCCUCAACAACAAUCAUCCGAUACAACGGUAACAGCAGCAACACAGCAACAGUCACAAAAUCAAACAUCAUCAAGAUCGACAACAAAUUCUUCGAUUCAUGGUGAUGGUAGUGGACAAUCAUCAUCAUCAACAGCAACGACAACAACAACAACACCACCACCACCACCAAAUCGAAGUAAUGAUCGAUUACGACAAUUGAAUACAAUUUUAAGCAUUUUAUUUCGUAAUUCACUUCGUAAUGAUAUUUUAAAUGAAAAUGUUGAGGAAACAUCAUCAUCAUCAUCAACAACAAUGACAACGGCAACAACAACAACAACAACGACGACGACCACAGUCAAUAAUAUGUCAACACAGGCGACAAAUAAUUCAUCACCAUCAUCAUCAUUGUCAUCAAAUGAUAGUCAUCAAAAUACACCAAAUACUACUGUACGUGAACAGCGAACAAAUCAUAAUCAGAAUAAUAAUCAAAAUGAUAAUCAAGAUAAUAAUUCUGAAAGUUCGUCAGAUAAUUCAUUGAAUUAUUUUAUACAAAUAUUUGAUGAUGAUAUUGACUAUCCAUAUUAUUCAAAUCGUGAACAAAUCGAUGGUGAUGGUGAUGGUGGUGUUCAUGAUCAUGAUCAUAAUCAUAAUGAAGAUGAUGAUGAUUUUGAUUCCGAUACAACAUCUGAUAGUGUAUUUUUUCACGAUAUUUCAUCAAUUGGUUCGAAUUCAACAACCACAACAGCACGACAAAGAAGUCGUAGUUCAUCAUCAAAUGAUUCACGGCAAUCAUCACGUCGUAAAAUUCGAAAUAAUACUAUUAACGGUAAUAAUAGGCCAAAGAUGAACAACAAUAUGAUUGGUGAUCAGAAUAACCGUAUAACAGGGCUGACAUCAUUUGAUAAUAAACGUACACGAACGUAUAAGAUAAAAAUUUUAAAAUUUACUGGACAUCGAAAUUCUCGUACUGUGAUAAAAAAAGCCACCUUUUGGGGUGAUAAUUACAUCAUCAGCGGUAGUGAUUGUGGCCAUAUAUUUUUCUGGUCAAUUGAAACUGGUGAAGUUGUUAUGGUGCUAGAAGGUGAUCAACAUGUCGUCAAUUGUUUACAGCCACAUCCUAAUGAUCCAAUUUUAGCAUCCAGUGGUAUUGAUUAUGAUAUAAAAAUCUGGGGUGCUGAUUCGGAUGACAAUCUGUUUGAUUUGGAAAAAACUAAAAAACUUAUAAAUCGUAAUAAAUAUCUGUUACAAGAAUCACGUGAUACGGUUACUGUUCCUGCACGUUUCGUAUUGAGCCUUUUUUCAUCUAUGCAACAACGACAACAACGUUUUCGUGAUCGACAACAACAACAACAGCAGCAAAACAGCAAUAACAGCAAUAAUAAUCGUAAUCAAUCAUCAUCAUCAUCGACUGAUCGUUUGGAUAGUGGAUGGAUCAGUGAUGGUGGUGGUGGUAAUAGUCGUUUGAAUAAUAAUCGAAAUAAUGAUAUCGAUAUGGAUGAUUCUUGUUGAUUUUUUGUUGUAUCGAUAUAUGUGGAUUCUUUAUUUAAAUUCUGUGAUUCAACACACAUAUAUAUACACACAAACCACUCACAAAUUCACCAUUUAUGGAUAUAUUUAUGAAAAUUCAUUUCACUAUCUCUAUCUCUUUCUCCCCCUGUAUCACACAGACAUGAAAAAAAAAUUUGAAAACCAAAAACAAAAAUCAACAGAAUCAUAUUUGGGUUUUGGAAAUCAAUAAUAUGAAUAAAUAAAUAAAUGUUUUAUUUUAUUUUUU